Molecule: messenger RNA, 624 nt
Organism: Miscanthus lutarioriparius
Lineage: Eukaryota; Viridiplantae; Streptophyta; Magnoliopsida; Poales; Poaceae
Source: the annotation of a GenBank genome assembly
AUGAAGGAAAUUACAUAUGUAAUGGUUGAUGGUUGGACUGGGAUAGCUGGUGAUAUUGAGGUGAUAUUCUUCCAUCUGAAGAACUUUUUCCUGGUCAAAACUGAAAAGGGCAGAGAAGAGGCAAUGGAUACUGACAGUAUCUGCAUUGACUUCCGCAUAUGUUGUCUUCCGCCACCAGGUACAGAACAUCAGAGGCUGCAAUCAGUGAAGCAAAGAUCUCUUUCAGAACUGUGUCUAUCAUCUUACCAGCGACAUAUGCCUUUAGAUGGUUGUGUAGUUACUACUGCACUUGCUUGGCCUGGGUGGAGGAGGCUGCCGAGGCCACGCAAGAAUGAGCCGGAUCAGCUCCAGUCGAAGAUCUCGGCCUUAGUGCCAUCCUCUAAAUCAUCAUCAUCAAAUGAAAGUGAGCUUCGGGAGCAACUAGCAACUGAAGCUACGACUGCUGUACAAGGUGAAAUCUAUGAACUCAGGAAGAGAAGUGAAGAAGCUGAGGAAAAACUGGCGAGGACACAAAAGGAGAUGGAGGAGUACAAGAAGCUGACAGAGAUAAACAACAAGGCAAUGGAGGAGAACAAUGCGUUGCUCAAGCGUAUCUUGGCCAUCAACAAUGCUUCUUCGACAUGA